This is a messenger RNA of Exophiala bonariae, 1593 nucleotides long. RefSeq lists its product as uncharacterized. Lineage: Eukaryota; Fungi; Ascomycota; Eurotiomycetes; Chaetothyriales; Herpotrichiellaceae. The record is from RefSeq and is a predicted model, not a curated record. Bases 1 to 1593 code for a protein of 530 amino acids. The transcript has a single exon. Gene Ontology annotation, molecular function: oxidoreductase activity, acting on CH-OH group of donors; flavin adenine dinucleotide binding.
AUGCAUUCCAAGAAUUACACGCACAUUGUGGUAGGCGCAGGAUCUGCAGGUUGCGUCGUGGCAGCACGCAUUGCAGAAAGACAAGAUACCAAUGUGCUACUCCUGGAAGCUGGCCCUGACUACGAUAACAUGACAGACGAAUCACUGUUGGGUGUCCAGGAUGCUCGAAAGGUACCAAUGAAAGGACAAUCCGAAGUCUUCGACCUGGCGCUAGAUUGGAAUAUUGAUGUAACUCUACCGCGAGGAGAGUCAAUGCAGGUGCCUCAGGGUAAGGUGGUAGGAGGAGGUAGUAGCAUUAAUGGAGGAACUGCUUUACGGAAUACCGUAGCCGAUGCACAAGAAUGGGUCGAGCUGGGUAAUAAUCACUGGGACUUUGACAGCCUAUAUCAGGUUUAUCAAAGAUUGGAAGACGAUCGAUACCGCGGAACUACUGGUCCACACCCCAUUGUGCGCACCUCUUUGGCGAAGGCUGGUAAUAUUCAGCGCGCCUUUGUGGAAAGUGCUAUGAUGGUCGGCAUACCCGCAGUGCACGAUUUGAACGCAACCGGAGCGGAAGGCGUUGGUCCAUCGCCAGUCUGUUGCAGUGGCCACCGUCGUGUUAGCGCGGCAAAUACAUUUAUUGACCCAAUUCGCAAUAGGCACAACUUCACAAUUCUACCAAACUCGCAGGUUGAUAAGAUUCUCUUCUCGGAAAUCAAGGCUUAUGCAGUACUCCUGGGAAACGGCGACGUCGUACACGCUUCCAGUGAGGUGAUUCUUUGCGCCGGAGCAGUAUUUUCGCCAGCAAUUCUGCAACGGUCUGGCAUAGGCUCUCCACUUUUAUUGGAAAACCAUGCUAUACAGCUCAUCAGUAAUUUACCUGUUGGUGAGAACCUAUCCGACCAUCCUUGCAUACCAGUUGUGGCAAGACCGAAACCUCUGGCAUACCAGGAUGGAGAUCACUCAUUGCAGAUGCAAGCACGGUGGUCUUCUUCUCAGCGCCCUGGAGCAGUUGACCUGCAACUGGUGUGUUUCAGUUACCUUUUUGUGCCUCCUUCGACAGCUUACGGGGCGAGAGGUCUUGCAGGUACUAUGACUGGUCAUGUUGUCGGUAUCGGGUGCAACGUCAAUAAGCCCACUUCGACUGGAUUGGUAACGAUUCGAUCGACGAACGUGAGCGAUUAUCCCACCGUCGACCCUAACUAUCUACACACAGACCAUGAUCGGAAGGCUGCUAGAGAGGUUGUGAGACGUGCAUAUUGCGUCAUGACAACUUCGGCAAUGCAGAAAGUACUUGAAGAGCCACUGGCCCUGAAUGAAAGCAUCGUUGUGGAUGAUGCCGCUCUUGACGAAUGGAUUCUCUCACAGCUCUCGUCCACAUACCAUUUCUGUGGGUCAUGCAAAAUGGCAGCGCGUGACCAAGGUGGGGUUGUUGAUCAGAGUGGCAGGGUGUAUGGAGUACAGGGGCUAAGGGUAGCUGAUGCCAGCAUCAUUCCAACUGUACCGGCAAGCAAUACAAUGUUGACCACGAUGAUGUUUGCCGAGCGCAUCGGUUGUAGUGUACGAGACGCAGUGGAUGUAGGCACCGAGGAUCGUGGUUCAAGUAGACUGUGA